GUUUUAAAGUUUCUUGAGACUGUUCCUGAGUACCAGUGGUGGGAAAAGCAGUUAUAGGGGUGCCGUAUGGCAGAAAGGAGGUCAAGGGAACACUGCCUGUUUGGGGAGGGACAUCUGCAUCCUUCACUGUGGUCCCAAACCAUGAAUAUUGUGGGCCAGUUUGCAGAGACGGUGUUUGUGACAGUGAAGGAGCUGUACCGUGGCCUCAACCCCGCCACUCUCACCGGAGGGAUCGAUGUCAUCGUGGUGCGACAGCCUGAUGGAUCCUUCCAGUGUUCUCCCUUUCACGUCCGCUUCGGCAAGCUGGGUGUGCUGCGCUCCAAGGAGAAAAUAGUGGACAUUGAGAUAAAUGGGGAAUCCGUUGACCUGCACAUGAAGCUGGGUGACAAUGGAGAAGCUUUUUUUGUGGAGGAAAAUGAAAACAAGGAGUCCGAGGUCCCAGCCCAUCUGUGCACCUCCCCAAUUCCGCUUGAGACCCCCGAGGAGAUCGAUGAGACCCCUGAGGGAUCCUCUAUCGCGGGGUCUGGCGCCCGCAGGAAGAAACGCCGCCGCAAGCGUAUACGCUCCGAUACUCACCUGAGGGAAGAGGCCAGCUCGUCAUCAGAUGAGAGAGAAAGAGAGAAGGAGUGGGAGAGAGAAGGUGACCAGGCCGGGCAGGAGAGUCCUGCUAGAGAGGAGCCCGUCACAGCACUACAUAUCAGUAAAUCCGUGUACUACUCGCUGUCCGAGGAGCCAAAUGAGGAGCUGGGGGCCUCACACACCAGAGACACUCAUCACCCUCACUCAGAUGGAGAGCAGUCGCCCUCGGAAAGCAGUGUGUUCUACAGCCGCUCAUCCUCUCCUAAGAGCGACUCAGAGCUUCUGGUUAAACCCCAGGAGUGCUCCGGGCCUCAGAUGCAGUGGAACUGGGGAGGUUUUCCCAUGCUGUGUCAAUCUGAGAGGACACCGGUGGAGUUACAGCGCAUCCCCCCUCCAGGCAGUUCUCAUUUCCGCACCAUUGAGAGACAGGACUCCUUUGACCUGAGCUAUGAGCCUGUGAUCAGCUGUGGCAGAGUGGGCAGUGUAACAGUGGUCAGGCCUCAGCCCAGGACUCAGUCCCUAGACCUAUGUAGCCACACAAUGCAAACCCCCCCUUUAUCUGGGGAGGAAAACUCUCACAUUGCCCAUUCCACUCCCAGUGACCUCUCCACAUCUUGUGCAUCACCAGCGGCGACGAACAUGGACUCGAGGCAGGCACCAGAGUCCGCAUUAUGGGAAGAGGAUAACAGAGACUCAUCCGCUAAUCUAAUUAAUGGCACCGAUCAUCUUGUUGAGCAUAUUAGCACUGUGACUGACGGUGUGACCGAACCAAACGAAGCACAAAUACAACUCAUAAAAGAGAGCGAGGACUGCACAGUCACCGCGACAAGUCCAAGUAGCACAGAGGUGCCAAAUCCACAACAGCAGGCCGCCUCAUCGGGACAAAGUGAACAGGGCUCCAUGAGUAGUGCUCCUGUCAGCGAGGCGGACAGUGGGAUAGAUCCCAGUGCCGAGGGAGGGGAGGAGGACAGUGGACCUGGAGGGGCUGAAGGCUCAGCAGGUGGAUCACUGACCAACAAGACAGAGGGGUUAGCGAACUCCUCUGAGGCCUCCUCCAAAGUGGACCAACAGGACAAGAAGAAAGCAGGCAAACGCAAUCACCAUCUAGGACCAACAGGUAUUUACUUGGAUGAUCUGACCAAGUUGGACCCUGAGGUGGCUGCACUGUACUUCCCCAAGAGUGAGACAGAGGGAGCGUCUCAGCAAGGGGCAGAGCAGGGCUCCUGCUCAGGGAGCCAGUCGCCUCAGUCCGUGGGCAGCGGGGCCAUGGACAGCGGUACAGAGUACCUGUCAGAUUCAACCUCCUACAACAUGGACAUCAGCAUGUCCCUCUGCGGACAAGAGGGGGACACCAGCCAAAUCACCAAAGAAAAGUUUAUGGAGCACAUUGUGACAUACCAGGAUUUUGCCAACAAUCCAGGAAUCAUUGAGGAUCCAAGUCUUGUGAUCUGCAUCAACUCAAACUAUUAUAACUGGGCAGUGGCAGCUCCAAUGGUCUUGUCAAUGACAACGUUCCAGAAAAGCCUACCCAAGAGUACGAUAGAGCAGCUGGUGAAGGACAAGAUGCCCAAAAAGUCUGGACGCUGGUGGUUCUCCUGGAGGAGACGAGACAUGGACAAAAACCAGCAAAAUAACUCAAAAGAGGGGCAGGGGGAGUCACAGGAAACAGAUUCUUCCACAGUAAAAGCCACACUGGAUGAAAUUGACAGUGAUGAGGCGGCAGGUCUCGGCCGCAAAGCCGAGCUGAUUCCUACCAGCCUUUCAACAGAAACCCUGAGCGCCACUCAGUGUAUCACCCAGAUAUACUGCAAAUCACUGCGUCUGACCUCUGAACAGAUAGAGCAAUUAAACCUGCGUGAUGGAGCCAACAAAGUGGUUUUCAGUGUGACCACCCAAUACCAAGGCACCUGUCGCUGUGAGGCUGCUAUCUACCUGUGGAACUGGGACGAUCGUGUCAUCAUAUCGGACAUCGACGGCACCAUCACCAAGUCUGAUGCCCUGGGUCAUAUUCUACCUCAGUUUGGAAAAGACUGGACACACAAAGGCAUCGCCAAGCUCUACCACAAAAUACAUCAAAAUGGCUAUAAGUUCCUGUAUUGUUCAGCGCGGGCCAUAGGUAUGGCUGCCAUCACUAAGGACUACCUUCAGUGGGUCAAUGACAAAGGCAUCGUCCUCCCUCAAGGCCCUGUGCUGUUGGCUCCCAGCAGCCUCUUCUCAGCACUACACAGAGAGGUUAUUGAGAAGAAGCCAGAGGUGUUCAAAAUCGCCUGUCUCAGUGACAUCAAGGACUUGUUCAACCCACAGAGAAAGCCCUUCUACGCGGCGUUCGGCAACAGGACUAACGAUGCCUUCGCCUAUAAGCAGGUUGGGGUGCCUGAUACCAGGUUAUUUACCGUCAACCCAAAAGGAGAGCUCAUCCAGGAGAGGACUAAAGUCAGCAAGUCCUCGUACAGCCACCUGAGUGAGUUGGUGGAACAUUUCUUCCCCACGCUCUCUGUAGGGGGCAGCACUUCCUAUGCUUUGGACUGCCCAGAUUUCAGCAGUUUCUCCUAUUGGAAGGAGCCUCUGCCAGAACUUGACCUGGAUGCACUACUGUAGACAAACACCCACAUCUAUCAAAAAGCUAAAAAUGCGUUUUAAAGUUAAAGUUUUUCUCCUUUUCCAGAAAGGCAAUUAAAAUUAUUUUUACCAUCAUGCCUGACUAUUGCCUUUGAAUAAAGUGGGAAAGAAAGACGCGUAUGUCCCAUCUUAAAAAGACGGAAAGAAAUUAAGACAUAAUAUGCAAGGACUCGACAAUCAAAAAUAAGCAUGCAGUACUUAGUCUCAGUGCUUGUACACAGACUAUGGCUGUUGACACAAUAUUUUGCUAUUCUAAUGUAAAAUCCUACACUGAACAUUACACGACUGGACAAAUAAGCCUUUGGAUUGUUUCAGUUUUUCCUGAUUGUGUGAACCAGUAUCAUGGUCAUUCCAAAACAUUAAUUUAAACUACAUAAACACUUGUCUUCAUUUCAGCUUUAUACAUUUACCAAAAACACAUUUGAGAUGCCUAAAUCCUGCACAUGCCAAAACUAUUGCCUGUUUUUCUGUGGCUGAUCUGAAAAAUGUCCAUUUCACUCUUUGGAGCUCAUGCCCAACACUCAAACAGACCCAGACACACACUGCUAUGUGUGUGAAGUUGGCAAUGGGGCGUCGUGGGGAUGAUUUUUAUAGCUACAUGUACCAAGAAGCAAAUAUGGUGUGAGAAUGUAUUUAAAUUGUUUUGAUUAUUAUUUAAGAGUUUGUUUAACGGUAGUAAGUAUGAGUACACUGGGGUUCGCCCUGAGCAAUGUUAAGCAUUAUUCUGUUUUUGUCAAGCUCAAGAGUGUUUUCUAAAUGCAUUUGACUCACCUGAGUUAUAAGUUAUAAGAGCUUUGGAUGGGAAGCUAUAUUUUAGGUGUUAAGUGCUGAAUAAAAGCCUGCAGAUGAAUAUGGACUGGAGUUGGUCUUAAGGGACAAUAGCAUCAUUGUUUUAUUACUACCUGAGGAUUUCAAUAACAAGUUGAUCUUAGCACAUGAUUAAUGUGAAACUACAGCACACACAUUUCACAAAUCUUGCUUUCAGGUACUGACCUACUAGAAAUGUUUGUACAUGAAUGCAGAGGUGGCUCAGACUGAUGAUGACCUUUAUUCCAGAGAAGUGUCAACAGACCUAGGAGGAGAACACUAGUGGUUUAGCCUGGCAUUGUGCCUUUGCCCUUUGUACUAUGAUGACUGUUAUAUUUAUUAUUUUUGCAUAUCUUUCUAUGUGGAGAUGCAUUGGAGCUGAGGAUUGUACUUAACUUUUUAACCCAAAUGUAUAGAAAUUAAAAUAAAAUAAAUA
Messenger RNA from Anoplopoma fimbria (sablefish), 4441 nucleotides. Its product is annotated as zgc:123305. Gene Ontology annotation, cellular component: nucleus. Gene Ontology annotation, biological process: triglyceride biosynthetic process; fatty acid catabolic process; positive regulation of transcription by RNA polymerase II. The record is from RefSeq and is a predicted model, not a curated record. Bases 67 to 3177 code for a protein of 1036 amino acids. The transcript has 20 exons. Gene Ontology annotation, molecular function: phosphatidate phosphatase activity; transcription coactivator activity. NCBI's taxonomy places the organism in Eukaryota, Metazoa, Chordata, Actinopteri, Perciformes, Anoplopomatidae.